AUGUUAAAAUCGUUUACAGGUACAGCUGGUAAUAAGAGACACAAGGAUGGCAACAGUAGGAAGAGUUCUAUCGUCGAGGGGUUCACGCUGAGCGCGUCCAACAACCUGGGCCGGCUGACGGCGCUGGCGCUGACGCACCUGCUGCUGGCGCCCGGCAGCGCGCGCCUGCCCGCGCACACGCCGCUGCGCCGCGCCGCCGUGGACCUGCUGGGCCGCGGGUUCGCCGUGUGGGAGCCCUACCUGGACGUCAGCCACGUGCUGCUGGGUUUACUGGAGAUGUGCUCGGACGCGGACAAACUGGUCCCGUCCAUGACAUACGGCCUGCCAUUGACUCCUCAAGCGGACUCCUGCCGCACCGCCAGACACGCGCUCACGCUCAUCGCUACAGCCAGGCCGGCCGCGUUCAUCACGACGAUGGCGCGCGAGGUGGCGCGCUGCGCGGGCGCGGCGGCCGGCGCGCCGCCCCCGCCCGCCGCGCUGGCGCUGCACCGCGGCCGCGCGGAGGUGCUGCGCGGCGUCGAGCUGCUCAUCGAGCGCGUGCACGCCGACGUGGCCGAGCUGCUCGUCGAGGUUAUGGACAUUAUCCUGCACUGCGUGGACCAAUCACAUCUCAAGAGUAAAGGUCUGAAUGAGGUAUUCCCCGCGAUCUGUCGCUACAACCAAGUCUCGCACUGCCCUGCGACUAGAAGAAUCGCAGUGGGCAGCCACACGGGCCAGCUCGCCAUCUACGAGCUGCGCGCGGGCCGCUGCCAGUCGCUGGCCGCGCACUCGGGGCCGGUCACCGCCUGCGCCUUCAGCCCCGACGGCCGCUACCUCGUGUCCUACGCCACGGCCGACAACCGACUGUCCUUCUGGCAGAGCACCGCUGGUAUGUUUGGUCUCGGCGCGGCUCAAACUCGCUGCGUAAAAUGCUACAGCACUGCGCCAAUGGCAGACGUGGCUAGACUAAACCCGGCCAGACUAGCCAGACUGGUCUGGACUAAUUCUAGAACCGUCACACUAAUGCUAGCUGACGGUUCUGAAACAAGAUUCAACGUGUAGACAAUAACAAUUAUCGAAAUAUUUUAUCAGAAUAAUAUAUUAAAGUAAAUUAUUACAUGUACUAAUAAAAUUAAUAUAUAUGCAAAUGUUACCCAAUGUAAUGAAAA
Molecule: messenger RNA, 1148 nt
Organism: Melitaea cinxia (Glanville fritillary)
Lineage: Eukaryota; Metazoa; Arthropoda; Insecta; Lepidoptera; Nymphalidae
Product: WD repeat-containing protein 7-like
Exons: 7
Coding region: 1-1041 (346 amino acids)
Cellular component (GO): cytoplasm
Molecular function (GO): protein binding
Source: RefSeq, a predicted model, not a curated record